Molecule: messenger RNA, 2589 nt
Organism: Durusdinium trenchii
Lineage: Eukaryota; Dinophyceae; Suessiales; Symbiodiniaceae
Source: the annotation of a GenBank genome assembly
AUGUCAUCCAGAAGCAGUGUGCACAGUGUGCCAAGUGCGCUCAGCGACGAGAGCAGUGAAGAGACCAGCGAGGAUGACGAAUCCGACGACGACUCUGGACAGUCCGACUCCGGAGCGGCGGACAGUCCGACUCCGGCCAUGCGUGAUCGCAAGAGGCAGGGAGUCAAUGUGGGUGUAAGAGCUGUCAGCCUCGCCCUGCAUGAGCAAAGUGUUUUGAAGGAUGGUUACUUGCUACCAGCCAAUGAAGACAAGGAGGCUGACGAGGACAUUAAGGAUGUGGUGCCCGACGACGUUCCACCCGCGCCGAGCGCAGAGGACGCCGACGCCGCGACGCCGAGCGCAGCUGGACCUGUGCGCCGAGCAGCGAUGAUGCUCAGAGCCGACGUGCGGCCCAGGCGUCAAAGUAGUGAGGUCCAAGCACAAAAGGAGGCCCAGAAGAAGGAUCCAGCAUCCAGCUUUGACUUGUCAUGGGAGGAGGAUCAGGACUUCCCCAUUGCCUUGGUCCAAGCUUCGCUGGAGCCCAGCCAGUUGGAAAAAGCAGUCUUGUACUACCGAUCCCUGCCACAGGCUCAGUCGCGAGAAUACCAUUGCCUGGUGAAUUUGGCGUGCUGUUUGAUGGCCUUAAACCAGCCCAGACAAGCCAAGAAUCUUUUGGAGCAAGCCACGAUCCUGAAACCCUCAAAAGCAUCAGCUCAGCUCAACUUGAUCGCCUGUUGCCUUCGGAUCCGGCAUCGCUCCUCUGCGCUGAGUGGGAUCGACCAAGCCCUGCGGAAUGCGGAGGACCUCACCGCUGAGCAUCAUCGAUUGCUGCUGUGGACUCGCAGGGAACUGCUGGCGCUGCUUUCGAAGGACCCCGGCACCGCACGUCCAGAAGGACGGUCCGGGCGGAAGGAGGUCAAGGUGGAGACCACGCGCACGCGAAAGGCCGCCAGAUAUCAGGUCUUCACUCGUUUGGAGGCCUGGCAAAUGCGGAAGGACCUCCUGGCCUUGCGCAGCGGGCCCUCCAUGGAGGAGGGUCAGGAGCUGAAACCCCCCUGGCGGCGCCGGCAUAUCUACAGUGAGGAUUCGGAGCAGGCCAUCUACAGCCGGAAGGCACGUUGGCAGCCCUUGAGUCCAGACGCCAUGGAGCUUCUUCGAGAAGCUUGCAAGAAGUUGUGCAAGUGCGGCAAGGACGAUGGAGCCCUCAGCGACGAUUCCGACAUCCCAGAGGACACGGACACGUCCUCGGAGGAGGAGGUGAAGGAGGUGCAGGGUAGUAAGGCCGCACAGCAAGCUUACGAGUGCAUAAAGCCUUUGCCAUGCAUGCAAGCACUGGCAAGUGACAAAGCCAUUGCUCUAAUUCAAGCAGGGGAACUGGUGGACUAUGACGCUGACACUCAGAUCUUUGAAGAAGGUGAUCCUGCACUUCAUGUCUACAUCAUUGUGAGGGGGUCUGUGUCGAUUCGGGUCAUGAUGCCGGAGCUUGGAAACGAUCCCAUUCCUGUCCAGUCGCUUUAUGACGGGCAAGUCUUUGGAGAUGCAAAGAUUGCUGCUUGGAAAGAUGCGAACGCCCCACCUCCAAAGAGGAAGGGUGGAGCCAGAACUCAAGAAGACACCUGCAUGUUGCGCAUUCCAGCUCCAGCAUAUCGUCACGCCCUGGGCUUGGAUACCAAGACCAACGGGCCAAAUCAAACUGGGGGGAACACCGAAGGCAAUGACGAGGAGGAAGGAGCCUUGCUGCCAGAGGUUCGACGAAAGGUUCAGGCUUUGUUGAAGUCACCGCUGUUUCAAGGGGCUGCCGCGAGCACCUUGGUGCUGCUGGCGACCAACCUUCAGGAGGUGUCUUUGCGGCACGACGAUGUCUUCAUGGAGAUUGAUCAGGCCUUACAGGCGUGCUUUCUCAUCUCUCAAGGCUAUGUGCGUGUCUCAGUGCCCGCAGUGGAUUUGGAGGCCAACCUGGGUCCCGCCUACGACGAUGCCUCUCGAAUCCUCGGCUCUGGACGACUCCCCCACCAUGGCCCCGCGCUGGGCGUGACCUCGUGGAAGAAAAAAAAGCGAGAGAAGAAGAGCGGUUCAGAUCUGUUAAGUCGCUUCAACUUAUCCAAAGGCGAAGUGCCAGUGUUUCAACUGGGCAUGCGGCCAUUAUUGAUGCCGACGGACUCCGUCUCCUCCAGCGCCACUCCCCGACCCUCGCGUCUCAUCACGCGGUUGCCGGGCAAUCCGCGACGAGGAAGUGCCUGGCACCAAUCCUUGCGGGGCACGCAAAUGGUGCCAUAUUUAGGUGGAACUCCCAGUGAUAUUGAGCUGUGUUUCUUACAUGCUGGGCAGGCCUUUGGACUGCAGACUCUGUUGGAUAAACAGGACUGCUCCUACGUAUCCAGCUGCGAAGUUCGUGUUCAGAGCAGCGAGGCAAAAAUAUUGGUUUUGACUCCAGCAAGUCUUUUGUACCUGAAUGAGUCGCUGGCACAGAGCUUGAAGGAUAAAGUCGGGAGUAUGGACGAUCCGGUGCGACCCUCCUUGCAGAGCAUCAAGAGGGAGAGGCUGAAUCGAUCACACUGGGCAGUUCGAAAGCAAAAGGUCUUCUAUCAGGUGGUGAUGCAGGAGGACUGA